Messenger RNA from Gadus morhua (Atlantic cod), 4296 nucleotides. It is a transcript of the gene acss1, whose product is annotated as acyl-CoA synthetase short chain family member 1. Gene Ontology annotation, molecular function: AMP binding; acetyl-CoA synthetase activity. Gene Ontology annotation, cellular component: mitochondrion. The transcript is spliced from 14 exons. Bases 547 to 2661 code for a protein of 704 amino acids. Lineage: Eukaryota; Metazoa; Chordata; Actinopteri; Gadiformes; Gadidae. The record is from RefSeq and is a predicted model, not a curated record.
AUCAUGAGACGAUUUUAUCAUAAAAUUGUCAAUAAUGUCUUUCUACAGGCGAGUAACCCCAUUCCGGAGACAAUUCCUCUUUCAUAUAAACCUGACUUCCCCUCUGAUCCACACGGGGGCGCUGCAGACCUGACCCAGGCCAUUACAACCUCCACGACUACUUUCAACUUUCUUUAUCAGACUCUUUCUACAGAUAGAGUAGGGCUGUCGCUCACAGUGUGACCUUCUAGUAGCGGUGUUCUCGGUCCUCUUUGGGUAGCCUACUAGAUGGUGUUUAACUGAUAUUCCUGGUCCCUGGCUGUAACUCUGUAGGCCUUUGUGCUCACCGACCCCGCACACACACACACACAAACACACACUCAUACGCACGCACACCCGCACCCUGAGGCGUCUGAUGACACAACAGAGCGCUCCAACCUCUCCUUCAAUUCCUCCAGGCUCCACCAGCUCGUACAGCCAGGCACCCAUCGUCCCCAUCGUCGUCUAGAGCGACGUCCAUCUGGCCGACCAGACGACGGGACACCAGGGGGUCGGCGGUGCUCGACCAUGGCUGCGGUCCUCAGGAGAGGCUCCGUGCUCCGAUUGAGGCUCCCCGCCCCGGUCUGGUUGCCGCUGAGGGGUGGCGGGAGGGCGAUCUGCAGCAGCGCGCCCCGCCACGGGGAUAGCGAGUGCUUCACGCCGACCUUGAGCGCUCGGCUCGCGGGGCUCUCCUACCCGGAGCUGCAGCAGAUGUCCCGGGAAGACCCGGACACUUUCUGGGGCUCCAUCGCACAGGAAAGGCUGAGCUGGACGAAGCCCUUCGAACGUGUCCAGGACUGCGACCUCGACAAGGGUCAGGUGCGAUGGUUCCUGGGAGGACGGCUCAACGUGUCCGUGAACUGCCUGGACGUGCACGCGCAGACUCAUCCAGAGCGAGUCGCUCUGAUCUGGGAGCGAGAUGAACCUGGAACCGAGGUGAAGGUGACCUAUAGGGAGCUGCUUGAAUCCACCUGCCGAUUGGCCAACGCGCUGAGGAGCCAUGGGGUCCUGAAGGGCGACCGGGUGGCCAUCUACAUGCCCGUCUCCCCACUGGCGGUGGCGGCCAUGUUGGCGUGCGCCCGCAUCGGGGCGGUCCACACCGUGGUAUUCGCCGGCUUCAGCUCCGAGGCGCUGGCGGGCCGCAUCCAGGACGCCCAGUGUAAGGUGGUGGUGACCUGUAACCAGGCGGUCCGUGGGGGGCGGGCCAUCGACCUCAAGACCACGGUGGACGCGGCCGUCAGGACUUGUUCGUCGGUCAAGCACGUCUUUGUGGCCCAGCGCACCAGUAGCCCCGCCCCGAAGGGGGACCUGGACGUCCCAUUGGAGGAGGCGAUGGGCCGUGAGUCGGCGGACUGCCCACCCGAGCCGAUGGACAGCGAGGACCCCCUCUUCAUGCUCUACACGUCGGGCAGCACGGGGAAGCCCAAGGGCAUCGUGCACACGCAGGCCGGCUACCUGCUGUACGCCGCGCUCACACACCAGUGUGUGUUUGGGUACCGUCCUGGUGAUGUGUUCGGCUGCAUGGCGGACAUCGGCUGGAUCACGGGCCACUCCUACGUGGUGUACGGCCCGCUCUGCAACGGGGCCACCAGCGUGCUGUUCGAGAGCACGCCCACCUACCCCGACCCGGGCCGGUACUGGGAGGUGGUGGAGCGACUGGGGAUAAACCAGUUCUACGGCGCCCCCACCGCGCUGCGCCUCCUGCUGAAGUACGACGAGAGCUGGGUGACCCGCUAUGACCGGUCCUCACUACGCACACUGGGAUCAGUGGGCGAGCCGAUAAACCACGAGGCGUGGGAGUGGUUCCACCGCGUGGUGGGGGACGGCCGCUGCCCCCUGGUGGACACCUGGUGGCAGACAGAGACAGGAGGGGUGUGUAUCGCCCCCCAUCCCGCAGAGGACGGAGCCCCUAUCGUCCCGGCAAUGGCCAUGAGGCCGUUCUACGGAGUGGAGCCCGUCUUGCUAGGAGAUAAGGGGGAGUGUCUUCAGGGCCCUGGGGUCCGAGGUGCUCUGUGUAUAAAGAAGGCGUGGCCCGGCCUCGCCCGCACCAUCUACGGAGACCACCAGAGAUACCUGGACGCCUACUUCAAACCCUACCCCGGUCACUACUUCACGGGGGACGGGGCGUGGCGCUCUGAGGACGGCUUCUACCAGAUCACCGGCCGCACCGACGACGUCAUCAACAUCAGCGGACACCGGCUGGGCACGGCGGAGAUAGAGGACGCCCUGGACGAGCACCCCGCUGUUCCAGAAGCGGCGGUCAUCGGCGUGCCACACAGCAUCAAAGGAGAAGUGCCGUUCGCCUUCCUGGUUCUGAAGGACGGGGAACAGACACAGGAAGUAAUCCUGAAGGAACUCAGACUCCUGGUGGCCACAAAGAUCGCCAAGUACGCCAUCCCAGACCACUUCCUGGUGGUGAAGCGGCUCCCUAAGACGCGCUCGGGGAAGAUCAUGCGGCGCAUCCUGCGGACGGUGGCGGUGGGCGGGGCCACGGAGCCGGGGGGCGGGGCCACAGAGCCGGGGGGCCAGGCCGGGGCGCUGGGGGACACGUCCACGCUGGACGACCCCUCCGUUGUCACGGAGAUCAUUGCCGCCCACGCCCGCUACAAGGAGGAACAGAAGAAGAAGAAGAAGAGCUCCUGAGCAGGGCGAGAGAGAGAGAGAGAGAGAGAGCUGUGGCCGGUUGGUUCGCUCUCUGCUCUCUGCUCUGCAGACAUGGACUGAAUCAAGUUAUGAAUGAGUGAUUGAUUAUGAUGCCAUGAUGUCAAAGUCAUCACAAACAUAACCUCUAUCACAACACACCAUAGUUGACCACACAAACGCACACACGCAGUCAAACAUGAACACACCCACACAAACAUGAACUCACGCACCCACACAUGACCACACACACACAAAUAUGAACACACUCAUGCACACAUGAACCCACAAAGACAUACAUGAACACACACACGCACACUUACACAUAUACACUCACACUCCGAUGUGCCUUUGUGACAUGUUUUAUCACAUGUUUUAUGAAAUAUUUCUAUAUUUUGAUUCAGUCCAUUCAUAACUUGAUUCAUGGACUGAAUCAAGUUAUGAAUGAGUGAUUGAUUAUGAUGUCAUGAUGUCAAAGUCAUCACAAACAUAACCUCUAUCACAACACACCAUAGUUGACCACACAAACGCACACACGCAGUCAAACAUGAACACACCCACACAAACAUGAACUCACGCACCCACACAUGACCACACACACACAAAUAUGAACACACUCAUGCACACAUGAACCCACAAAGACAUACAUGAACACACACACGCACACUUACACAUAUACACUCACACUCCGAUGUGCCUUUAUGACAUGUUUUAUCACAUGUUUUAUGAAAUAUUUCUAUAUUUUGAUUCAGUCCAUUCAUAACUUCAUUCAUGGACUGAAUCAAGUUAUGAAUGAGUGAUUGAUUAUGAUGCCAUGAUGUCAAAGUCAUCACAAACAUAACCUCUAUCACAACACACCAUAGUUGACCACACAAACGCACAGACGCAGUCAAACAUGAACACACCCACACAAACAUGAACUCACGCACCCACACAUGACCACACACACAAAUAUGAACACACUCAUGCACACAUGAACCCACAAAGACAUACAUGAACACACACACGCACACUUACACAUAUACACUCACACUCCGAUGUGCCUUUAUGACAUGUUUUAUCACAUGUUUUAUGAAAUAUUUCUAUAUUUUGAUUCAGUCCAUUCAUAACUUGAUUCAUGGACUGAAUCAAGUUAUGAAUGAGUGAUUGAUUAUGAUGUCAUGAUGUCAAAGUCAUCACAAACAUAACCUCUAUCACAACACACCAUAGUUGACCACACAAACGCACACACGCAGUCAAACAUGAACACACCCACACAAACAUGAACUCACGCACCCACACAUGACCACACACACACAAAUAUGAACACACUCAUGCACACAUGAACCCACAAAGACAUACAUGAACACACACACGCACAUUUACACAUAUACACUCACACUCCGAUGUGCCUUUAUGACAUGUUUUAUCACAUGUUUUAUGAAAUAUUUCUACCGCAUAAUGAUGGUUGACUUCCAGUAAAGCAAUUGAAUGCCGGUGACAGGGAGACAAACACGGCCAUGUCCUAACCCAUCAGCAACAGAUUGGUCCAGUUGGCUUUAAAUGCAAUUAUUUAUAAUUACAGAACAGUAACAUUUCCUAUCACAAACACAUUUCUGAUUCUACAUUAAUAAUCUAAAUAAAUGAUAUUCCAUCCUG